Neoarthrinium moseri is the source of this 1779-nucleotide messenger RNA. RefSeq lists its product as uncharacterized. The record is from RefSeq and is a predicted model, not a curated record. NCBI's taxonomy places the organism in Eukaryota, Fungi, Ascomycota, Sordariomycetes, Amphisphaeriales, Apiosporaceae. The transcript has a single exon. The coding region runs from base 1 to 1779 and encodes 592 amino acids. Gene Ontology annotation, biological process: oligosaccharide catabolic process. Gene Ontology annotation, molecular function: alpha-amylase activity.
AUGGCAUGCACUGCACAGCCGGCCACUUCAGUGGCUGCUGGGAAUACACAGGGGAAAUGGUGGAAAGACGGUGUCGUUUACCAGGUUUAUCCCGCUAGCUUCAUGGAUUCUAACGGCGACGGCCUGGGAGACAUCCGCGGCAUCACUUCCAAGCUCGAUUACAUCAAAUCAAUCGGUGCCACUACUAUUUGGGUCUGUCCACAUUAUGACAGUCCGCAAUUUGAUCUGGGCUACGACAUCUCAGACUAUGAAUCCGUCUUUCCACCGUACGGGACGUUACAAGACAUGGAUGAUCUUAUCAGCGGAUGCCACUCUCGCGGAUUGAAAAUCAUCGUUGAUCUAGUCAUCAAUCAUACCUCGUACCUGCACAAGUGGUUCCAAGAAUCGCGAUCGUCAAAAUCAAACCCAAAGAGAGAUUGGUAUAUUUGGCGGCCAGCCAAGUACGACGCAAACGGAAGGCGGAUACCCCCAAACAACUGGCGAUCCAACUUCAGCACGAAUGCCUGGACCUGGGACGAGGCUACGCAGGAAUACUACCUGCACCUUUUCUGUCCAGAGCAGCCGGACCUGAACUGGGAGAAUCCAGAAACACGCAAGGCCAUUUAUGCGUCCGCCAUCGAGUUCUGGUUGAAAAAGGGGGUUGACGGCUUUCGUGUCGACACGGUAAAUAUGUAUAGUAAGCCAAAGGAUCUUCCUGAUGCACCUAUCAUCAACCCGAAAGCAGAGCACCAGGGCGCUGCUAGCUUGUACUGCAACGGACCGAGAAUGCACGAGUUCUUGUCCGAGAUGCACGAUGUGAUGGCACCGUACGAUACCAUGACAGUUGGGGAGUGUCCCAACACUCCUGACCGCUCGAAAGUCUUGAAGUACGUGUCAGCUGCGGAGAAACAGCUGGAUAUGGUAUUCCUGUUUGAUGUUGUGGAUGUGGGACAGGGCACGGAGACCAAAUACGACACUACUCCUCGUAAUUGGACACUUCCAGUUCUCAAGAAGGCAGUCAACAACAGCCAAAGCCUGAUUAUUGGUACAGAUGCGUGGACAACCUCUUUCAUGGAGAACCACGAUCAGGCGCGAUCUAUCAGUCGUUUUGCGUCAGACGCUCCUGAGCACCGUGUCCAUUCGGGAAGGAUGCUUGCGAUGCUCAAUGCGACAUUGUCAGGUACUCUCUUCAUAUAUCAAGGUCAAGAGAUUGGUAUGAUCAAUAUGCCGGAGGAUUGGCCGAUUGAAGAAUACAAAGACGUGGAGUCGGGCAACUUCUACAAGUAUGUCGCUCGGGCCACGAACAGUGACCCAGUAGCCCUUGCGAAGGCAAAGGCAGCAAUACAGCACCUGUCGCGAGACCACGCACGAUACCCGAUGUGCUGGGACUCGACACCUCAAGGGGGCUUCUCAACGAAUCCCAAAACGUGGAUGCGUGUGCAUGACUUGACAGACGAGAUCAAUGUCGCGCAACAGGAAGCCGAUGAAGGGAGUGUGUUGAAUUUCUGGCGACGUAUGUUGAAAGUUCGCCAGGACUACUCAAAGUUGUUGGUUCAUGGUUAUUACGAGGUUCUUGAUGAAAAGAAUGAGCACACCUAUUCGUAUUGGAAGACCAGUAAGGAUAGCCGGGCUUUGGUGGUACUCAACUUCACCCACAGGGCGCAAGAUUUAGAGCUGCCGAAAGUGGAAACAGGCGGCCGGCUAAAUCUAGCCAUUUCAACGUAUGAGCAUUCUACUGGUGCUUUCGAUUCAUUGAGACCAUACGAAGGGCGACUUUAUAUUUUAGAAUGCGAGACGUAG